Messenger RNA from Trichechus manatus latirostris (Florida manatee), 7283 nucleotides. RefSeq names its product Cbl proto-oncogene like 1 (gene CBLL1). The coding region runs from base 4644 to 6191 and encodes 515 amino acids. Lineage: Eukaryota; Metazoa; Chordata; Mammalia; Sirenia; Trichechidae. Gene Ontology annotation, molecular function: ubiquitin protein ligase activity. Gene Ontology annotation, biological process: protein ubiquitination; regulation of cell adhesion. The transcript is spliced from 5 exons. The record is from RefSeq and is a predicted model, not a curated record.
GGGUGCUCUGACCUCGUUAUGAGGAUUGGCUGGUAGAUUCCAAUUUUGAAGUGGGGGAAGCGUCGCUCGCUCGCUGCGCUCUCCGCUUCGGCUGGGAGUGGUUGGGUGAGAGUAGGUUAGAGACUUCCUGCUGUCUCAGUCGGCUUCGGGCGGGUGCUGCUGUGGGUCACCUCCUGUCGUUAUUGUCUCUCUGGUCCUUCAUGGGCUGAAUUGGAGAAGGGAGUCGGAUAUAGUUCUCGAAAUAUUACUCGGAGCACCUUCUCUCUCGGAGCCUAAAGCAUGCCCCGCUCUUUGGUUAUGGCCCUUAUUUAUCAUUUGGGACUAUUUACUAAGGAGAGUUUAAAAUCAAGGAAUUUUCAUCCGUUUCUCCAGGUAAGAUUGGCUCCACCCCGUUGUUAUGUGUGGGUUUUUUUUUUUUUUUUUUGGCUUUUGGCGUUUGCUUCCUGUGGUUCGUGGAUAUUAAAUAAAGUGCGGUCGAAGUUAUAAAGUGUUCUGUACAGUUAAUCAUAUCACAGGUAGGAAAAAAUACUUUUUGGUGUCUAGGUAGUAAUUGGGAUGUGUGUUUUCAGCACACGUGUGUGUGUGUGUGUGUACACGUGUGUACUUUUAAGCCUCGAGUUGGAAUGUUAAACAAAACUGAGUUCCUGCCCUCAUGGAGAUUACAUUCUAUUGAGGAAGAUCGUAAACAAGCUUUGUAAAAACAACUUAAAAUAUUUACAAAUUAUGUAGGUGUUUUGAAGACAGUAAACGGGUACUGUGUUAGAGAUUAAUAGGAGGAAACUUUAGAGAGAAUGUUCAGGGAAGGUCUUUUCUGGAAAGGUAAAUAUUUAAGCUGAAAUCUGAUGGAUGGGAAGAAUACAACCAUGAAGUAAGCAGAAGGAAGAGUAUUUCCAGCAAGUACAAAGGCUCUGAGGUAUGGAAAACUUAAAAAAGGCCAGUUAGAUGUAGCCUAGUUAACAAGAGGUAAAGAGCCUUAAGAUGAAAUUGGAGAGGAAGUCAGAGGGUGCAGGACCUUGAAGGCACUGAUAAAGAUUUGAAUUUUAUUUUAAGUGCACUGUGAAGCUACUGAACAGGUAGAGGAGGAACAUGAUCUCAUUAAAAAGUAAUAGGCUGUUCUAUGGAGAAUGGGUUAAGAGUGGGAGGCAAGGAUAGUAGAAAAUAGACCAUUUAGGAGGAGAUUGCAGUAGACCAAAAGAGAGAUGAGAUGGCUUGGUUUAGUGAGGAUGAGUGGAAGCAGACCUAAUCGGUAAAUAUUUUGGUGGUAGAACUCAAUGACAUGCUGAUGGAUUGGUUUGGAGGUAUAUGAGAGAAAGGAGAAAUGCUUCGGUUUCUGGUUUGAGCAGGUGGGUAGAUGUUAGUGCCCAUUAUUGAGUUGGGGAAAACUUGAGAGAAAAGUAGGCAUUUUUUUAGGGGUAAAGGUGGGGCAUAGAAAUUUAGGAACAAGAGUUUGGUUUCAUACUGCUAAGUUUGAGAUGUAUGUUGAAACAUACAAGGGGAGAAUGUCAUGUAGACAAUUGGACAUUUGGAGAUCAAAGGGAAGAUAUGGGCUGAAAAUAUAUGUUUGAGACUCAGUACCUUAUUGGUAUAUUUUAAGUCAUGGGUCACUAAAGGAGAGCAAGUAUAGAAGAGAAGAGGUUCUAUAACCAGGCUCUAAGGAACUGCAGUGAUUUGAACAGUUCAUAGAGUUGAAACUCAGGGAUUUGAUGUUAGAGUAGCAAACAUUCAACGCCAGCAAAAUAUUACUGAUUUGAGCCUAUGGAAAUGGGAAUCCAGUCCCCUCCACAGUGUAGAGGAUGUUAUGUUAGAAAAUUGUAGCAGGAAUGGGUGUGUAUCUGAGUAUAGUAAAAGUCAUCUAGCAUGAAAAUCUUCACUAAUGACCGGACUACUUAAAACAUUAGUUGCCACUCAAGUAUCUCUUCUGCUUGACACUAGCAUCUGUUCUUUUAGAUUAUUUCUUUGUGAGUCAGUCUCCUUGAUGUUUCAUAUUAGGAGACAAUAUCAAAUGCUGUACAAUGAUUGUUAGGUAAAAUUACAAACCUUGCAAAACAUGCAGUUUUUCAUGAAAUUCAUAACCUUGAAUUUCGAUAAUUAUUUGAAUUACAAAUAGAGCCAUUGACCAGUGAGAUGCCAGUUAGCCAGUUAAGUGAAUACAUCAUGACAGGGUAGACAUUUCUAAAGAAUGAUUUUAAUAUCAAAGGAUUAAGAGAGGCCCUUGGGAAAAUUGAUGAAACCCUCAAAUGUUAUGCAAAAAUGGCCCAUCUAAUGAACAUGCUGACAAAAAUGAACGUAAAAUGAAGGCUGUCUUGUGGUGCCAUAAUAAAAAUUUGCCAGAAAAAUUAUUCCAAGAAACUCGCAGUUAACACUGGAUUCAUUCUUUGGUCAUUCUAAGAAUUAGCACUUAGUUGAAACUAACUUAAACUUUGUAAAAUAUUUCUUGGUUCCUUUUUUUCCAAAAUAAAAUACUAGUAAAGAAAUAAAAACUGUAUACAAUGAAAGUAUUAUUCCUUUUUAAAGUGGAUUCACCUUAAGUGGCCUAUUAUCCUUAAUUAAUGACGACUUUCUGUGUAAUACACAAGGUCUUUUUGUUACGGGCUUUAUGUGUUUAGCUGGUAUAUUCAAAAGGAAAUUAUGCUUUAUGGUGAAAGAUUUGCAUAUUGCAGUAUGCUCUGAUUCUUAAUAAAAACAACUCCCCAAAACAAAUCCAGAGUGUUGUCGUUAUUAAAUGCUGUACUGUAUUUAUGAACUUGUAGUCUGUGAGGCAGACUGCAAGGUGUUAAGAGGCAGUUGUUCUUAGAUGCCCUUGAGUCAGUUCCGACUCUUAGCGACCCUGUAUGUACAACAGAACGAAGCACUGCCUGGUCCUGUGCCAUCCUCAAAAUCGUUGGCUAUGUUUGAGCCCAUUGUUACAGCAGGCUCUUGAAAUUAGUGGUAGACUAUGCAGGCAACAGUAGUUAUAUCAAGUGUUGAGGGUGGUGUGCAAAGAACUUGUAGUAAUGAAGUGGUGGUAUUUUCCUCAUUUACAAAUGUAAAACUGCUAGCUGUCCUUUUAAUGUAUGAAGGACAGUAUUGAACUAUUAACUGUCUACAACAACUUCUUUUUAAAGUCAGAAAUAGCUUUUGAGCAGGAAAAAAAGUCAUUCUGUCGUAUCUGCCCUUGGUAAUUGGAUUGCUUGUAAGUACUGCUACAUGGAUUAGCAACUAGAGAUAAUUGCUUCUAAGUGCUGUCACAUGGGUAAGCAAUUAGAAUUUCAUUUGCAUGAAAUGAAAUAACAUUAGUCAGCUUGUUAGUAGUUUAGUGAAGUGUUGAAAGUUAAGUUGGUUGGGCUUACCCUAACAAGAUUUUUAGCUAUCUGUGUAAUCCCUUUUCCGUUAAUUUUUUGGGGGAUUAGGUAUUAGAAAAUAGUAGAAAGUAGAUGGCAGGACAUUUUAAAUUACUCAAAUAAGGGCCUGUUUUGAAUUUUGUUCUGUAUAUUGUUCAGAAAGAGUGCAAAUGAAUGUGAAUUUUACAUGUGCCUCUAAUUCUAGUAGUCUUGGAGAUUGUUAGUACUAACUUACUACUUCAAAUUUGGGUUUACCUAAUUUACUAUGGACAGUUUGGCUGUCAAUCUUGAUUGUAGUAUUUCCUACAGGAGUAGUUAUCCAGCCUUGCUCAAUAAUUUGCCAUAUUCAAAACAUUACAAUUUUUAAAAAUUGUUUGCAUUUUGUGUUAGGGCAACUUUUUUUCUGUCUUUAGUAGGUAGAGUUGAGUUUUCUCUGUAUUAUAUCUUCAUAUACUUGAGGUGAAUAUUUUCUGUAUUGUAAUAUCUUCAUAUACUUGAAAAAAGUUGGCUCUUAAGCUUUGAAAUGGAGUCAGUUCUAUGAAAUAAUUGUUAUUCAUGGAGCAUGAAUUAAUAAUUUAUUUCAUAGAUAAUAAGCGGGAAAUUUCAGGAACUAGAAAAUGUCAGUUGUUUAGGCCUAGUCGAACAAACAGAAACUGUGUCCUGCUGAACUAUAACUUUCCAUUACAAUGCUGAGAGUAACGUAGUUACAUUUGUGUCUCUAGAAAUGCUGUAGCACAAGUAACUUACUGCAUAUUUCUAGAACUAAAUGGUGUUAAUCGUUUUUACUAUAUUGAACGCUUUUUAGAAAAGCUGUUUUACACUUAAGGGGAUACUGAUGAACUUCCUUAAAACUAACUUCAUUUAAUUUUGCCAUUGUCGGUGUUAGCUUUGCAUGUCCAGUUGUAUUGAUUGUCCUGAUGUAAAUUCAGUUUAGCAUAUUUAUUGAGUGCCUGCUUUACAUGCUUAAUGAUCAGACAUGGAGAUAGGGAUAGUUUUCUUCCUUGUUCUCCUUAAUCGUUUUCUGUUUUUUUAAAAAAAGUCUCUUAUAGUUACUUGAAAACAGAGAUUCUUAUCUUGGAUUCCUGAGAGUUUGAUGCGUCUGUAAACCCCUCUGGAAUUACAUAGAAAAUUUUGUUGUUCACCUAUGUAAGGAGAGAUUCUGUAUGUUUUAUCAGCUUCUUUUAAAGGGUUCUAUGUCUCAAAAAUGGCUAAAGACGCAUUCUUUAAGGGCUUAUUCAAUGUAGAGAAAAUUGAUAGUUAAACUUGUAUGAUAAUAAUGUUUACAAUCAGAAUGCAAAUCUUCACCUCUCGGUAAUAUUGGACAUGUUGCUUUUCUACCUGUGGCAGAAUAAUCUUCAAAAAGCAAAACUAAAAGAAAUUGAAACUUUUGUUUUUUUUUUGAACAUAGAUAAUGAGUUACAAGGCACUAAUAGUUCUGGAUCGUUGGGUGGUCUUGAUGUUCGCAGACGAAUUCCUAUAAAGCUCAUCUCCAAGCAAGCGAACAAAGCCAAAACUGCACCACGAACUCCAAGGACUGUAAACAGGAUGCCUGCAAAGGCUUCAACUGGUGAUGAAGAAGGAUUUGAUUAUAAUGAAGAAGAACGAUAUGACUGUAAAGGGGGUGAACACUUUGGAAAUCAGCGAAGAUUUCCUGGACACCUUUUUUGGGACUUUCAGAUAAACAUCUUAGGUGAAAAGGAUGAUACACCAGUUCAUUUCUGUGACAAAUGUGGAUUACCUAUUAAAAUCUAUGGGCGAAUGAUUCCAUGCAAACAUGUUUUUUGCUAUGACUGUGCUAUUUUACAUGAAAAAAAGGGAGAUAAGAUGUGUCCAGGCUGUAGUGAUCCUGUGCAGCGAAUUGAACAGUGUACACGAGGUUCUCUCUUCAUGUGUAGCAUUGUUCAAGGGUGCAAGAGAACAUAUUUGUCUCAAAGAGACUUACAGGCUCAUAUCAACCAUCGCCAUAUGAGAGCUGGAAAACCUGUUACCCGUGCUUCACUUGAAAACGUUCAUCCUCCUAUUGCCCCACCACCAACUGAAAUCCCUGAUCGUUUUAUAAUGCCGCCAGACAAGCAUCAUAUGAGCCAUAUUCCACCAAAGCAGCACAUCAUGAUGCCACCACCUCCUUUGCAACACGUGCCACACGAGCACUAUAAUCAACCACAUGAGGAUAUUCGUGCUCCUCCAGCAGAGUUGUCCAUGGCUCCACCUCCACCUCGUUCGGUCAGUCAGGAAACCUUUCGUAUUUCAACAAGAAAACACAGCAAUUUAAUAACUGUCCCUAUUCAGGAUGACUCAAAUUCAGGUGCUAGAGAACCACCACCUCCUGCCCCAGCACCUGCUCACCAUCAUCCUGAAUAUCAGGGUCAACCAGUGGUAUCGCACCCUCAUCAUAUUAUGCCUCCACAGCAACAUUAUGCACCACCCCCACCUCCUCCACCACCAAUAAGCCAUCCAAUGCCACAUCCUCCCCAGGCUGCAGGUACUCCUCACUUGGUUUAUAGUCAAGCUCCACCUCCACCAAUGACCUCUGCUCCACCACCAAUAACCCCUCCCCCUGGACAUAUUAUUGCCCAGAUGCCACCUUAUAUGAAUCAUCCUCCUCCAGGACCUCCCCCACCUCAACAUGGUGGUCCACCUGUAAGUGCACCCCCUCCUCACCAUUAUAAUCCUAACUCUUUACCCCAGUUCACUGAAGAUCAAGGAACUCUGAGCCCUCCAUUUACACAACCAGGGGGAAUGAGUCCUGGUAUAUGGCCUGCACCAAGAGGGCCGCCGCCUCCUCCACGAAUGCAGGGUCCGCCUUCUCAAACCCCACUUCCUGGACCCCAUCAUCCAGAUCAGACAAGAUAUAGACCUUAUUACCAAUGAUAAUAGUAUUUUGAACUGAAGAUAUGAUGAGAAAAAAAAAAAACAUGUAGUCAACCUUUUAAUUAAGCUUUGACUGUUUGGGGAAGGAAAAGCACCUCUUACAGAGGGGGCUGUAAAACACUUUAGGGUCUUGUCUCUUAAAAUGGUUUUAAACCUUGACCUUAGGACUGAUUUCAAGUACUAUACUGUAGUGCAUUUAAGUGGCUCAGUUGAGCACAGCUAUAUUUUAACAACUUUGUUCUCCUAGUGUGGUAAAUCGACCCAGAGGUGACCAUUUGUAAUAUUAUUUCCUGAAAAAAAUUUUCAUUGUUCCACUUUCAAAAGUAUUGCUUUUGUUAAACCCAAUGUUUAGUUUUUCUUGUGAUACAUUUUGUUAACCUGUGUAAACGGAUUAAAUUUCAAUAUGGUUGUAAAAAUGCUAUUUUUACGUGAAUUUAAGUGCAGCCACGUACUGUUUUUUAAAACCAUAAUGUUUUACCACUAAUUUCCCAAAGUUACAAUAAAAUUCUCAAAGUAAACAUCUACUAGAAUUUACUGUAAGGCAGGCAGUUAAAUGGCAGAAAAUUAUUUCACAUAGUAGGCACUGAAAUUUUGAGGUAUAGUAAGUAUGUAAUGCACUUCACUUGGAUGCCUUUUCAUCUUUAGGCAGCCUCAGGAGCACCAAAAUACAUUGGAAUUACAGUACUAAAAUAUUAUUUAUGUUUGUAAUAUUAAAAGGCAUUACUAAUUAUUUGGAAGGAUAUGGUAAAAGUAACUGUCUCUAUAGGUGCCAAGCUGGUGGGGGAUGUGGUUACUCAUUCAUCCUUUUUUAGUGAAUGGUUGGAGUCACAUAAUGCACCACACUUACUAAUCUUAAAUAACAUUAUUACUGUUCAGUGGUAUCAUUUAGAUGAAAUGUGUCCUGCUCUGCUAAUUGUCAUAAACUAAAUAUUAAGGGCUGGAUAGGCUUGUUACAAUUCCUCAUCUCGUAGUAGGGUUUGAUCCUGUGUGUAAGUGGUUUCUUGUUUAUUGGAUUUAAACUAUAAUUUGAAUGCCAUGGAGGAAUUUGGAUAACGUAUUAAUGAAAGACAUUCUUAAAAUCACAAACUUGCA